CCUAUGGGAUUGUGGGAGUCGUGGUUUGUCAGCACCGGGCCAGGAGGCCCAGCCGCGCUGAGUUAGCUUCCAGCUGCCUCUCAGGCUGGUGUCUACGAGUUGCGUUGGUCAGAAGUGAACUCACAGCUGGCCCGCCAUGAACUGGAAGGUUCUUGAACACGUGCCCUUGCUGCUGUACAUCUUGGCAGCCAAGACCCUGAUCCUCUGCCUGGCCUUCGCGGGAGUGAAAAUGUACCAGAGGAAAAGCCUGGACGCCAAACUGCAAGCCGAGAAGCAGCAGCGGUCGGAGAAGAAAGAGAGCUGAGGAGAUGGCAGAGAUCUGUUUCUUCACUUAUCAAACCGGACUCCAGGCCUCUCAGGGUUCAAAUAUGAAGAGCAAGGAUUCUAGAUUCUAGAUUACAGUUCCAGCAUCCGGCUGCAGAGCAGAAUUUCCUACACAGCUGCAUGGAUGCUGUGUUGCUUAUUAUUAUUAUUGAGAAUACAGAUUCUCAGGCCCCCUCAGGAAAGGGACCGAUGUCCCUGGUUCAGUCUGGGCAGUGUUUCAUUUGAAAACCCACCAGGGGAUUUUCAGUCUGCUCAGCUCCAGGUCGCUGAGGGGACCGCUGAACUGACUUUACAGUGUUGUGCACCCGGCGCCAUGCUUCUAAAAGUGGGUGUUCCCUCAGGCUGUUGGGAGUGAAGCAGGUGUCUUAGUGAUGGAGGUGAGACCGGAGCACUAAGGGGUGAUUUGGGGCUGGGCAUUUUACUGCGCAUUUCAUGCAUGGCUGCACUCCUCAGCCCCCACUGACAACUCUCUGAGGUGACAUCAGCCCGAAAGAACAGUGGGGAGCAGAGCUGGCAAUUGACCCACAAGCUGCAUCAUCUCCCCACAAAAAUGAGAGCAGAGGAGCACAGUGGUCCUGCCACCACUCGCUGGCCCUCAGUGAGUGGAGACGUCUGCGGGCGGAAGAACCCACCCCGUGGAACCUUGCCUUAUUGAUUGAAAUGCAAAAAUAAGCAGGAAGUGCAUGGCCCCAGUGCUAGUUGGAGGAGAGGGCUUGAUGAGCGACCUAAAAUGCUGAGGACAGUUAGUUCGAAUGCUGGUUGGGUUUAUGUUGCCGGCACAGCCAUGAUUCUGGUUACCUGAGAAGCUGGAAAGAUGGGGUGUGACGACAGUGUCCUUUAUGUCCCACUUUUCCAUUGAGCCCGUGCCAGACCGUGGGUGUGCACACCCCCACGUAGAACUGAUGGGGAGAUGGCCUUUCAGGACAGCAGCUGCCCCAAGCCUGCUUUUAGGAAAAGAAUCUUCAGAGAGAAAGAAAGCCAUGUUGUCUAAAGGCACCUACUAAUAGGUCAGGCUGAGCGGCCCCCACUGGAGUCGGAAUGCUCAUGCAUUGAUGCUGAGUAUGCAGAGCAGCUCUGUGUAUCCAGCGCCUCCUUCAUUACUCUGGUCUCCCUUGC
Molecule: messenger RNA, 1440 nt
Organism: Onychomys torridus (southern grasshopper mouse)
Lineage: Eukaryota; Metazoa; Chordata; Mammalia; Rodentia; Cricetidae
Gene: Smim11
Product: small integral membrane protein 11A
Exons: 4
Coding region: 137-304 (55 amino acids)
Source: RefSeq, a predicted model, not a curated record